This is a messenger RNA of Diabrotica balteata, 11231 nucleotides long. The record is from the annotation of a GenBank genome assembly. NCBI's taxonomy places the organism in Eukaryota, Metazoa, Arthropoda, Insecta, Coleoptera, Chrysomelidae.
GGAAAGAAAUGGAAGCGCCACAGGGUUAUGUGCAAUUAUUAAUAAAUAAAAUAGUCAGUAACAUUCGAAUUUAUUGUAACAAUUUAAUAUUGAAGUAUGUAGAAGAAGAUAUAGUUUUAUCAAUGAAUGUCAAACAUUUAAAAUUUGAGUCUGCUAAUGACAAAUGGGAACCUUCGUAUAUAGAUGUUUCUCCUGCUGAAGUCAUAAUCAGAAAGGUCAUAACAAUAAAUGACUUGACUUUAUGUCUGGAUAAGAGGAAUGCAUCUGGCAAAAUUGAAGUUUACCAAGAACCCAUGCUAUAUAAGUGCUCAAUGACAAUGCAUUUGCUCAAAAAAUAUCACUCUGCAACUGCUAGCAUUGCUUCUACUACUCGGCUAGAUAUAUACUGUAAUAGCAUGGAAUUUAGUAUGACCGAACAACAGGUGCCAAUGUUUAUGCGGCUAUUGCUGUUAUUAUAUGCCCUACAACAGAAACAACUAAAACCUGAAAGAGAUAGUACUACAGACGCUUCAAUUUCUUCUCAAGAUGCCAGAGAUAUACAAGACAGUUCUUUGGGUUGGACGGGUUGGGCAUGGUCGUAUGUCUCUUCUGUUUUGCCAGCCCCGUGGGAUGAAGAUUGGGAUGAAAAAUAUCUUCAGGAUCAUAAAGGCCACACUUUACAUUUCGGAAUAUUUGUUGAUAAUCUUUCUAUUACAUUUAAGGUUUCAGAGACAACUUCAGAACGUACAAGCUACUACAAUCAUAAAAAACUACGGUACACUCCAAUGUUAAGCCUCCAAUUACAAGGAAUGUACUGCGAAACUAUAAUUCAUGGUUUAAAAUGGUUCAACGCCAUGGGAGGGGUGAGUCAAGCCAUACUUUUACCGAUGGGACCAUGCAGUUGUUCACUGAUUGAAAUUCCAGAUGAAACCAGUCAAAUCAACUAUUUAAAAAUAGGUUCUGAAACUAACACACACAAAAGUGAUUCAUUAUUUGAUGUUGAGGCUGUAGAAAAUAAAGGAAAAAAGAGGCAAUACAAUACCUCGUGGGACUAUCAUAUGUCGAUGUAUACAGAAUCAGUUUUGUUAGAACGUACUCCUGCAUUCGCCUUCGAUUACUUGUACCAAAUGGAUAUGCCUAACGAUACCUCCAGCGAAAUAUUAUCGGAGAUGGGAAGCGAUUUCGAGUUUAGCAAUUUUGUGGAAAAUUCAAGUAUGAGGUUAUGUUUGGGACCUUUUAAAUUGAGAUUAUGCUCCGGAUUUUUCCAUCGACUUAGUUCACUACAAGUUGCAGCUUCAUAUUACGACUAUCCACCGUAUGCCGUACCGAAGCCCGACAAAAGUUUUCAAGAACUUCAACCUCCUUCCGAAGAAGAUUUCGAUGCUCUGAAUGAAUUUAUUCCUAGUAGAAGCAUGCGAAUUACGUUUUUCGCACCUAUUAUCGAACUCGAACUUAUGGAUCAUCCGUACUUUCAACCAAUCAAAGGCAUGCUUUAUAGAAAACGAAAGAAAGGAACACAAUCAGCACCAAUUACUUCAAAGGUUCUUCCUUUACCUAAACUAACCAUAGAGUGUCAAUUUUUCGAUAUUAGUCUUACCUACCCGAUGUACGUUAAUCGUCUCGUCCAUACAACAUGUCAAUUACCAGAUCCCCCUCGGCAAUUUUUCGAGGCAUGUUAUUCCCGCAAGAAUAUUAAAGUGGUUGGACUUUGCAGCCGGUUAAUAAUCAAUCCAAAUAAACACACCACGAUUUUAACGCCAUCUAGUCUAUCUUACGCAACUAAAAGUAUUAACAAGCCGCAGUAUUGGACGAAUCCGGAUAUCACGCAUUCCGAGGCUACGUUUGAGUCAGAGAGUAUUACUUUGAAUGGUACUAAUGCUAAAAUGAUGGUGGUGACAUAUAUUUUGGGGAAGAUGCUGAAAAUGGACGCAGAAGGUGCGAUUAAGCUUAUGAAUAAUUCUUCAAUUUUAAUCGAUGCUUCUAAAGAUCAAGGACUACCAUUUAUGGAAUUAUGCAUUGAAGCAAUUCGUUUUAAAAAGGUAAACACAAACUCGACUGUUUCCAUGGAUGUGAGCCUAGGUUCCAUAAAAGGCUUUAUUUUGGAACCAAUACAUAAAAAAGUAGAUGACUCUUCUUUUUCCAAUGAUAUUCAACAAGUUUUAUUUAUCUCUGGUCCAGAACCUAAAUCGACACAAGAAGGAGAAGAAAUAGUACAGAAAGGACCUUCAGGAGAACCUUCAUAUGCACCCUUAUUCACUGCGACCAUCCAAUAUCCGAUAGGUCCCGAGAAUCAACAGCAUCCGCCAAUUAUCCUUUUUAAUCUGCAAGAAAUUCGUGUUUGUAUAGACCCUUUACUUUGUAAAUGGUUAUUGUAUACUCCUAAGCAGUUUGGACAUACGCUAAAUAUAUUUGAAUCUGGUCCCAAAACCAAAAAUGUUUCCGAUGUCAGCAGUAGCGUUGCAGAAACUCCUCGUAAGGUAUCUAGUCAAAUAGAAUCCGUCCAUAGCAGUUCUGACCGAGAACAUUUGUACAUUCCACAGAAAGUACAAGUGACCAGAGAAGAAACUGUGGAUAUCCAAGAGAAAAUAUAUAAUUUUCUGAAGAAAUGGUUCGAUGUUUGGAAGGGAGUGUUUCUGUGUGGAGAUAUUUCCCAGUGUACUAUUUAUUUUCCGUUGGGGUCACUAUCUGCGAUCGGAUCUCAAGGUAUUCAAGAGGCCGUUGAAUCAGCUGUCAACAAAGAACAACCACCGGAUAUCUUGAUAAUAACAUUACCUCUAGCAAACAUUCGUAGCGCUCAUCGACAGAGUAUAAAAAAAUACUUGAAUACACUUCCAGUGACUCUACCAGAUACAAUAUGGACUUCUGAGAAAUCAAGUUUUCCCUGGACAAUGUCUAUAUCAGACAUGAGCUGUUACACUAUUCAAUUCGGUGAAAAGUUGACAUUUUUGAAACCUGUUUCUUUGAAUGCAACCGUUGGGCUCUCUACAAAGCCAAAUAAACCUGAAUGUGAUGCCAACUUAGACACGUCUAAACCGGAUAUUGGGUGUAUUGGUGUUUGUGUUCAUAUAGACAUGACUCCGAUUGUUAUUUCUACCUCUGAAGUUCAGGUAUACCUUUUUGCAAGUAUUCUCUACGGUCUCAUGGAAGUAGCUAGCAAUCUUAUGCCUGAAACGACGCCGAAUGUUGUUCCGAAAACUCCAGACGCUUUACCACCUGUCCUUAGUAAGAGUUCAACUAUGUCUCCAACCAUAUUAAAAGAAAAUACUCUUGAUUCAACUAGUGACAGAACCCCACCUAUUGCGACGUUAUCCCAACAAGAAACUACCGAUGAGACCGCUAGACUAACGGCUUGGGUUCAGUGGACAAUUACCAGAUUUACUAUAGAAUUAUUAUCUAGCGAGUACAAAGACUUAAGCGACAACCUGAAACCGACACAGCCUCGUUUGAAGCUUGUCGUAGAUGCAGAAGAUAUUGUUAGUUCGUUAGAUUUUCAAAGUGUGUAUUUAAAACUCAAGAGCAAAAUUGGAUCGGUAUCAAUUCAACAUUAUAAAAGGUUAACACCAACUUCGGACUGGCAACCCGGACCAUUUUCGGGUAUAGUUAUGCGGUUAAGGGAAGAUGUCGCUGCUACCCAACGGCAUGAAGAUAACGGUUUUAUAAGUGUUACAAUAACAAGGGCAAGCUGCCAACACACGCACACUUUAUGGGGAGCGGUACAAAAACGUCAUCAUAAAGAACCGAAAAGAAGAGAAUCUUUAAAUCCACAACUGCUGUCACAGAGUCGUUACAUUACUGAAAUAGUUGUAAAUAUACAACCUAUAGAUUUUGUGAUAUCGCCAAAAACACUACGCAGUUUCUACAUGGUUAUAGUACCUCUUCUAGAAAUACCAGCCCAUAAGGAAACAAAAGUUUCCGAUCCAUCCGCCUCUCUCUUAGAUAUCAACAAUCAAAAUUUACCUUUAGCAUAUCUGGAGUGCCAAGACAUUAGAAUAAUCAUACCUUCGGUAGAACUCGAAUGUAAACAUUCGUUACAUGACGUUCUACUAUUCCAAGUGCAGAAAAUUUGCAUAAGUCCUUCGGCUGUAAACCCUAUUUGCAGAUCACCAUUGAGGCCAGAUAUUUACGAACAAGCAGCACAUGCUAGAAUUUUGAGCAUUCCAGGAAGUGACGUGGAAGAUAGACAAUACCAACUAGACCUAAUAGGAAUCUCGGUAUGUACUGGAGCGUGGGAAGACAUAGAUUCCGUACUUUCCCCUUCAAAUUUCACUUCAACAUUGAAAGGUUUAAGUGAAAAUCCAGCGUUAGAAUGGAAUAAUUUAGAACAAGGCCAAUCCAAUUUUCCACACCCUAGUCUAAAUCUUUGGUAUCUUACAGAAAAAUUCGACAUUUCCCUAAUACUUGCGCCUGCUAUGAUUUACAAAGAAACGGCACUUGUGUGUGGACAUUCAAUAGAAAUCAAUUUUGUUAGUGAUAUAAUUAUUAAUUUAUCAUUACAUCAAAUUAAAUUGAUUUCUGCGUUGCUUCACGAGUUUGAGGCUUCAAUGGAACCGCUAAUUAUAGACAAACACUUGAUCAGAAUGAAAUUGACUCUACCGUAUACCAGAUCCUACGACGAGUCGUUUUACGAAGAAGAAAUUGAAGCUAAUGAUGUAUGCAGGGAUUCUGGUAUCGACACGUUGGAUAAUAAAAGCAUAUUGUCCUCCUCUAGGAUCUUAAAAACUUUAAGCGAAAGCGAAAAGUAUACUCCACCUAAACCUAGCAAUACUUUGAAUUCAAAUCAGUUAAUUCCUUUCGAUAUUCUGCUCACAGCUGGUAAAAUAUCUCUAGCUCUUUACCAAGUAAUCUUACCUACAACCGGUUCCUUAAGAGCAAAAAACAAAAGGAAGAAAUCGUUAAAAAUAGAUAUCAACGCAUCUGGCUAUGAGGCAGAAGAAGAGGGUAAAGCAGAGAAUGAAAAUAAUUAUAAUAAAUACACGCCUUUGGUUUACUUUUGCAUAAGCCAGCCAAACAUAUUUAUGAAUAAAAAGCAGUUAACUAGAGGUGUUCAAAUAACCUGCUUUGAUCUUAAUUUAAAAUCGAGUGGACCAGAAUACCUACCUGUUAACCACAUUCCUUCUGAAGAUGAUUUUCCAGUGAAUCUUUUGGAGACCAAAUGUGGUAUUCCUGAUUGUAAUACCGGAAUAUAUCCUGCAUUCUUCACUGCCAAGUUUUCUAAGGGACUCGGUAAAAACGCUGCUCUGAAUAUUUCAAUAUCGAAGCCUACGAAGAUUUUAUGUUCGACAACCAAGUGGGGAUAUUUAUUAACUGUUAAAGAUCAGGUUUUAGAUGCCCUUAAUGGAAAUAAAUCUGACACAAUGUUAAUUCCUAGAAGUGUUGAGAAAUCUUCGGAAUCAACAAAUAUAAUAGCCAAUAUACCAUGGGGUAUUAAUGUCGUUAAUGUUGAUUUUAAGCAGCUGUUAUUUGCAAUCAAGUCUGACGCAGGCUAUGAGAUACACUUAGGCAUGGAAAAACUAUCGACUAAUCUUACUUUAUCAACGCGUCCCGAUAAAAUAACAGUAAAAACCAAUUUCCAGUGUGUGACAAUUUCGAUUAUUAACGGUCUGUAUAAAAAGCUGUUACUCAAUCCUUGGUCCACGUCGGUGGAUGUUUCAAUGUUUUGGGAAUCGUGGCAAAGUCAGGAUAGUGAUCCUCAGAUCCAAGUGAGCAUUGAAAGUGAUUGUAUUAUGUUAGAUGUUAGUCCCGAGCAGAUUAGAUGCAUCGAAAUUGUGGUUAAAGAAAUAAAUGAGUUCAUUGCAACUUUGCCAAUCACGGAAAGUAAUUCGGCUCCUGAACCUGUAAAUGUAGAAAAUAUCUCCGGAAAAGGAUUUGAUAAAGAUCAACACUAUAAGGAUGAUCUAAGAGCAGGUGCUUUCCAGUUUGUUGACGCUAAUUCUGAUAAAACCGAGGAGCUACCCCUACCCUAUCAGGUAAUGUUCUGGAACAAAUCCAUAUCUGCAAUGGCAUGGCGUUAUCCUCAGCCUCGAGCUUUAACAAAAGUUAGGGUAUUUCCGGUACCUUAUAAAAGAACACUCGGAUCUCAUGAUGACCUCCAAGUUUUAUGUCAUUUAGAAUAUUGGUCGGAAUGCAGAAACGCAUAUUUACCGUUCGCUCAGUUUUUCUUAUCAGAAAGUGAAGUAUGCCAUCUGACAUUACCCGGUGGAAAUCCACAACCGAUUGUAGCUUCAACAUGGAGAGUGGUUAUUACAAUGGUUAACUAUAACGAAGAACAAAAAAGCAGUAUCUUAAUAUCUCCCAGAGCUCUAGCGGCGUGCAUGCGAAUUGAUUCUUAUUUUAAUAAAUCUCUAAUACCCAGCUUAACAGCAGCCUUGUACGUAACUAGAAUAGACGUGUCAUUAUACAAUUAUUUCGACCGAUAUAACACGAUGAAACUACCGACUUGGUUGAAGAAUUUCUCUCCUGACUACAUGUUCCCAGAAAAUCAAAGAUUUUUAACAUUAAGCUGGUAUAAUAUGACGGGAUAUUUCUUAAAUUGGGAUAGAGAUACAAUGUCUUUGGAGCUCAGUACCGCUGUCAAAUGCAACGUUCUCGAUUACAACUUUUUGACAGAGCAACCUCUUAUUGAACCAUUUACUUGUAAAAUAGAGGCUACAGUUUCAGAGGAUGUUAGUUUGAACCUUAUUUCUAAGCCAAUUCAAGUAAAAUUUGGGCCUAAUAUAGCGCACAGUUUGGCUGUGGCUGUUCAAGUUUGGGAUCAAACAUACACCAGUCCGGAUAAAGAGAAAGAUUUUAUUGUAAUGACUAGGAUUAUUGUUUGUAACGAUACCAUCAGUAGCAUACGAUUCGGGCAAACUUGUACUGACGAAGAUAUCCUUUUGACGUCCCGACAGUUUCAUUUAUAUUCUUGGAGAUCUCAGAAGAAGAAACAGAAAUUAAGGAUUGCGUUAGAGGAGAAUGACUGGGUUUGGUCAAGGUCGUUCUCACUUGUCGAGGACGGAAUGGAGGUAAUUCAAUUUAGCACUGAACGUAACAUCUCUAUUUUUGUAUCCAUACAGUCGCUUUCGGCAACACAGAAGAAAAUAACUAUAUUCGGUCAAUUAAUAGUAUCUAAUAUGCUCCUGGAACAUUUCGAGAUGAAGGUGGUCGAAUCAGUUAAAGAAAAGCGAGAUAUCGAAUUCAAAAAUUCUUCCACAAUCUUGAUACCGUCUCAUAAUAACACACCAUCGAUAUUUAUCAACAAUAAAAAGAAAUAUUUCUUGAGGUUGCGGUUUUAUGGCUUGGAGUCUGCGUGGACCGGGGACAUUCCAUUGAAAGAACAUCAUACUGGAAGUCAGCCUUGGUUGGUAAAAGUACCCCUACAAGAGCGUGGACAAUUCCUUAGCAUUUGGUGCCGGAUUAUAACGCAAGAAAUCAAUAAUACAAAAAGGAUUUUGGCUGUUCUCUGGCCGCUGUUCACCGUCAAAUCAAAUCUUCCGGUAGAUUCUCAGGUACACAUAGAAACUCCAACGUUAAACGUCCAUAUAGACUCGACCGUUUGUGGUAGAGGCCAGAUACAGCAACUGUACUGUCCCGGUACCAUAGAUCAUCCCCACCAAUUAACUUUUAAAAUUGACAAUAAUGAAGCAACGUCGAAUUCUUACAUUCCACUGAACUACAGCCACGUCGAUCAGCAUAAGUUUUUCAAACGACCAGAGAGGGAGGACAUAGAAGAAAUUUUGACAGUUCUGAGUAAUUUUAAUAAAAAAUCUUGGCCGUAUUUUGGAGAUGAAUUGGAUGAGAUCGAUUGGGUGGUUGACGAUCAGCCUCUGACACAUGUCCAGGUCAAAUACCAAAAGGCGUGCCCCCAUUCAUGUUCGCUGCUUCUUGAAUUGUUACCAUGGUGUCUUACAGUCAAUACUCUGGGUAUACCAAUUUCAUUGAUGCUUAGUGGAGUUGAGUUGUGUAGAAUACCUCAUCACGGAAUAGUUGCACCACCAAAACUGGAGGAAAAUUUCAAUCUUGGUGUUUAUAUGGGCACUUCUUGGUAUUAUUCCGAACCACUACAAUUAUCGAAGUCAGAUUGGAGUCAAGCUUUUUAUAUGCCAAAAAUCACCGGUUCCGUUCCUCAAAAUGGAUGUAUUAAAACGUCGAUUAAGUGUGAUAGUCAUAUUUGCAGUAUAUCCAUUGCAAGUUCAGUUACAAACGAGAUGAGGUUAUUAAAAGUUUCAUCUACACACGUUUUAUCAAAUCAUACGUCAACACAAUUACAAGUAAUAUGUUUGGCGGUGCCAGAGGGUGAAAAUAUUUAUGAUUUUCCAGAUAAUGCUGAGCCAUACAGUUUUACUCUGGCACCAUAUUUGAACAAGAGCAACUCAGGAGUUUCUGUGAUAAAAUGGCAUACUCCCAUCAAUCUAUCUGGCUUCAAUGAAUAUUCUCUUUAUUUCUCAUUUUGUUUAAGUGCAGAUGUGGGCUGGUCAUGCCCAAUUAGAGUCGAUAAACCAUUUCUAAGAAAAGCGUUUUGUGUUACCUCGGCAUCACAUCCAUUGGCAUUUGUUUUGACUUGUCAAGAGCACAAAGGACAGCUUUUUUUGUCGUUACAUAAUGAUACUAGGCCUCAAGUACUUAUAUCAAAUAGAACAGGUACUACUUUCUAUUGCGGCCAAUCAUUGAAAGAAGGGGAGGUGGUUGAUGAAGUUCAAAAUUUCCGAUGGUACUCUAAGAUAGGUCCACAUCAAGACCAGUAUUACAAUAUGCCUAAUAUUUCUGAGAAAUUUCCCGAAUUGCCACAAUAUCAGUUUUCGGAAAAGAUAGCACUCGCUAUUGAGCCGGAUAUUAAUAAUGAUUUUCAGUGGUCAACAAACUUUAGCUUAACACACGAAUACGAGCAGUACCUAAGAAUACCUUUCUACGGAGAUAUUCAAAUAAUAGUUGUAAAUACAGCGUGUACAACAUUUUUGAUACUGGAGUCUGCUAGUGAGAUGGAAAUUAGUGCCAGUGAUAUUCGUGUACGACUCAGCUUGCGCGAGAGUGAAGGUGUAGGAGAAAAACAUUCGGAAACUCUUCAACUGCCAAAGUUGUACUCUCGAGAAGAGGUACCUCGGUUCUUAUCCGACACUGCUAUACAAUCGGGUGCUCGACGACGAUCAUCUAUAAAGACAAGACAAAACUCUUCUUGCAGUGAUUAUGGUUCUUCAGAUGAAUCUACAAAAUCAAAACGACGAUCAUCGGGUUCAAGUCUUGGCCUAUUAUCGCCUAAAACUAAAUCUCUCUUAGUUAACACACUACCUAUGAAAGAAACAUGGAAUUGUAUGAAAUUGAAUGCUUUUAUUAAAUCGUUUUCUGUGAUAUUUAUUUCGGACCUCAAGAUAGAAGGGACAGAAAGGUGGGAAGUGGCUAGUCUCAUCUGUGAUAAUAUUGUAGUUUGUGCCACUCAGACUGAGAAAAUGAAAGUAAAAUUCUCAGUUUCUGCUGUUCAGUUUGACAAUCAGUUAUAUUCUAGAGAGUCCUACGACUUUCCAGUUUUGUUGGUUGGACAAGAUGUGAAAGAGUCAAACAAAAUGCCUUCUCUAAACAUUCCUAUAGAAAAUUUAUUGCAAAAUUCGGAGGAGGAUGCUUUGUUAAUAGUUGAUUUAGCAUUAGAAACGUGGAGGGAUAAAUAUGUAAUGAGCAACACUACAGGAGUAAAGUCGUUACAGAUUGUUAUUAAUCCAAUCUCUUGUUUCGUGGAGGAUGGAUAUUUGACGAGAUUGAUGGACUAUUUUUACGUAUUCAUACCAACAAAAUUAAUUAUGUGGCCCGAUAAAAAAAUACCGUUAAAACUAAAUGGUACUUCUGGGUCGGUAAGUGUACCAGAGAUUGUUAGUUGGCAGUGUGCGAUACUAGCGAGGCCUUUAACAGUAAGAAAUUUAAACAUAGCUCCAAUAUCCCUCCUAUUGUCGAUACAUUCAUCUAUAAAAAUGUAUAUAGCUUUAGACCAAUCACCGUUACAGUUUGGAAAAUUCGAAAGAAAGAGGGUCUUCACCACACCCUACAGAUUGGGUCAUGCGAUGACCAUGCACUAUCUUUCUGGAGCAAUAUUCGGUGCUGGAUGGGUAGUCAGCUCCUUAGAACUUAUUGGUAGUCCUGGUGGUCUUGCUAGAGCAAUGGGAACGGGUUUAAGAGACUUUGUUAGUUUGCCCUACAGAGGUUUGGUUGUCGGACCAAUGGCUUUUCUAAGAGGUAUUACACAGGGUUCUGCUUCGUUGAUGAGACAUAUAACUGCUGGUACAUUACAAUCAGUUACGAAAAUGGCUUCAAGUGUAGCUAGAAAUCUAGACCGGUUAACGCUAGAUGAAGAACAUGUGCGAAGAAAAGAAGAAGAGAGGCGAAUGAGACCUCAAGGACUAGCUCAAGGAUUUUUACAGGGUUUGACCGGGUUAGGUAUCAGCUUGCUAGGAGCAAUCGGAGGUGUAUCGCACCAUCCCCUUCAAUCAAUGAUGUCAGAUGGGGCUUCUCCGAGAUCUUUGGUUACAGGCGUAGGUUUGGGUCUUGUUGGGAUGGUUACGAAGCCUUUAAGUGGAGCUGCAGAGCUUGUAGCACUAACAGGACAAGGUCUCCUGCAAGGUGCUGGCUGGACAUCGCUUCCCGAACCAAGGAAUAGUCCGUCAAUAGAUAAAAUUAAUCAAAAUGCCAAUUCUCUUUUAAAAUACAGUUGGAAGAAUAUCCAAGCACUGACUCCAUCACAUUUAUUGUACGUCACAGAGGCAACGAGCAUUUCUAACGCCCAGUAUGAAGCCAUAGCUCUGAUCCUUACCCUGGAAAGCCUAAUCGUGGUUAAUUUGGAGACAGACUCAACCCAACGUGUUAUAAAUCUUUCAGAUUUGACUGUUUGUCCCAGCAAUGAUCCAACGUUGUUAAUAUUUAAGUUAAAUCCUCCUCUUAAAACGCCAACUAUGGAGGAAGAAAGUGUAGAAAUGGAUCCGGUUAGCCGAGCAAGAGUUGCUGAAUAUGUAAAAAAUACAGUGGGAGUGCUUCACCUACCGGAAGCUAGUGAUUUACCAGACCAAUCGAAUUUCGAUGUGUCACCUCUUUCUUCGCCAGGUCCUAAUAGUGAAGUUGACGUUUCUGUGGAAUCAACAGUAUUGACAUAUUAUGUAAACCUACAAAGUAGAAACUAUUUUCUCUGUUUGUUAAAUCUUGCCAAACAACAACGGCAAAACUAUAAUUUUACAAUUUUAUAAUUUUUUAAUUAACUAAAUGAACUGAAAGUGUUUAUGGAAUAAAUGUUUAUUGUUUUC